AUGCUGCACAGUCCCCCGUCCGAAGACGGGGUCGUAUGCUUCUUUGACUGCCGCAUACCUGACGAAGACGACGCAAUCGAGAGCAUUUUGAACGUUGAAAGUGCAGUCACAACCGUCGGCUUUUUGGUCCUUAAAGAGAAAACAUUGUUUGUCUCACAGGCACUGAAACGCUUGUAUUGCCAACUCGACUGA
Messenger RNA from Plasmopara halstedii, 192 nucleotides. RefSeq lists its product as uncharacterized. The transcript is spliced from 2 exons. The record is from RefSeq and is a predicted model, not a curated record. Bases 1 to 192 code for a protein of 63 amino acids. NCBI's taxonomy places the organism in Eukaryota, Oomycota, Peronosporomycetes, Peronosporales, Peronosporaceae.